UUUGACUUGGAAUUUUCGGUGUGUUUGAUAGAAGGAAUUCAAAUGGGCGCAGAGCAGUAAUACUUCAAAUUUAGUCGUUAAACAAACAAGUUUAUGACGUGAGGGGUUUAAGCGCGGGUGCCCAAUAUGGAUUAUCCCGAAAGACUGAGACUUAGCGCAACCAUUUAUGGUGUGGCGGAAAAACCACAAGAAAACUGCUCUUAGACAGACUUUCUUUACUAUUAAUUCGCUACCCAGAAAAGAGAGCUUCAAGGAAAAUAGAAAAACAAGAGACAGUAUUAAAAUGACACUAAGAUAGUGACAGAAGCGCAAUAGGUUUACUUUGUCGCCGUAGCUCAGCGGUGAGGAGCAGUGACACGCCUAUUCACGGUUAUGGAUUUGAUAUCCAAUCGCGACUCUCUUAACUGAUAACAAGCUGUUGCCCUCAUUCCAAGAGCUCUUUUUGCUAUGCGGUUCUUUUGUAAAUUGUGCUGGUAUCGCUUAAUGGGAAAUAGUCAACAUCAACGUAAACAUGUGCCUGAUUUUAGAAGGGGGUUUAUUAGCGAACUCAACUUAAAUGCUAUUCUAGUUUCAAAGGACUGCCAUGGAACCUUAACGAAUUAUAGAAAUUAUGGGUUUUUCUAAAGAUAAAAGAGACGCGUACUUUCGACUUGCUAAAAAGGAGGGUUGGAGAUCAAGAAGUGCCUACAAACUACUUCAAAUUAACGAAAAGUUUAAUAUUUUUUCAGGCGUACAACGUGCGAUUGAUCUAUGUGCGGCUCCAGGUGGUUGGAGUCAAGUUUUAAGUCGAAUUUUUGCUUUACAGAGUGUUUCUUCUGAAAGUGUUGAAAGAGGGCGUUCAGACUACAAAGUUAUUGCCGUUGAUUUGCAACCUAUGGCGCCUCUACCCGGGGUCACACAAAUUCAAGGAGACAUAACUAAAGAGUGUACUGUUAAGACUAUCAUGGAGUACUGCCAUGGAAGGAAAGCUGAGUUAGUUGUUUGCGACGGGGCUCCGGACGUAACCGGCCUGCCCGAUGUUGAUGAAUACUAUCAGGCGCAACUUCUUCUUUCUGCCUUAAAUAUAUCCUUAUUGGUUUUAGAAGAAGGCGCAACUUUUGUUGCUAAGAUUUUCCGUGGAAGAGAUGUAACUUUACUGUACUCCCAUUUAAAACAGUAUUUUGCUACUGUUACUUGCUGCAAGCCCAGAUGCAGUAGAAAUUCCAGUAUUGAAGCCUUCGUCAUAUGCCAGAAUUUAAGAAUACCCCCGGCUAUGACGCCGAAUAUAAAUUUUCCUUUACUCGAUCACUUAUACGAUGACAACUGCAACACACUAGAGGGGCCGCACCGAGUGACUGCCACUUUCCUUGCUUGUGGCGAACUGAAUGCCUAUGACUCGGACUCUACGUACGAACUUGAG
Molecule: messenger RNA, 1399 nt
Organism: Zophobas morio
Lineage: Eukaryota; Metazoa; Arthropoda; Insecta; Coleoptera; Tenebrionidae
Product: tRNA (cytidine(32)/guanosine(34)-2'-O)-methyltransferase-like
Exons: 10
Biological process (GO): cytoplasmic translation; tRNA methylation
Cellular component (GO): cytoplasm
Molecular function (GO): tRNA methyltransferase activity
Source: RefSeq, a predicted model, not a curated record